This is a messenger RNA of Cyclocybe aegerita, 879 nucleotides long. Lineage: Eukaryota; Fungi; Basidiomycota; Agaricomycetes; Agaricales; Hemipholiotaceae. The record is from the annotation of a GenBank genome assembly.
CAUGGCCAACUACUUUUCAAACCAUUCCGCCUCUCGUUUUCUUGCAAAUAGCGCACAGACCGCCUCAGCAACGGCAGCAGCCCCGACAGCUGCUCCCACAAAUCAGCAGACACCAGCUGCCACCGCGCCUCGACCUCGCGUCCCCUCAAAACACUUCUCUACCACUGUUGCCACUGGCACGCCAACAGACCCGGCGACGGCGUCCAUACCGACCUCUGCCACAACUGCCCAGGUGCAUCCACUAAGAAACAGUUGGAUAUUUUGGUUUCGACAACAGCGCUCUCCGGGCAACAAAAUCAUCAGCUAUGAAGAGGGAAUCAAGAAGAUAGCCGCCUUUAGCUCGGUGGAAUCGUUUUGGUCGCUCUGGACCCACCUCACCCCGCCCUCUUCUCUCCAACCCACGACAGACUAUCUUCUUUUCCAUUCAGGUAUUAGACGACCUGUAUGGGAAGAUCCUUUAAACCUUUCCGGCGGCAAAUGGAUUAUUCGGCUGAGAAAGGGCGUUGCGGACCGUUUAUGGGAAGACCUUGUCCUCGCAAUCGUUGGUGAUCAAUUCGACGACUGCCGCAACACCACAGACGGUAAACCUGGUUUAAGUGGUGCCCCAAAAUCGGAGGAUGGGACCGACAACGGGGCUGAGUGGCCAGAGAUCUGUGGUUGUACGAUUAGCGUGAGGCAGAGCGAGGAUAUCAUAACGCUGUGGAACAGAGUGGAUGGGAGCCUGAAAGUCCGCGAGCAGAUUCGUGAUACUUUACGGAAGGUCUUGAAUAUUCCGACCUCGGUUAUCAUGGAGUAUAAAUCCAACAACGAUUCCAUGCAGGACAGGUCUAGUUUCCGAAGGACAGCCAUUGACAAGAAGUCAAUCGCAACCAACCCAUG